Brassica napus (rape) is the source of this 3127-nucleotide messenger RNA. RefSeq lists its product as uncharacterized. The record is from RefSeq and is a predicted model, not a curated record. The transcript has 6 exons. NCBI's taxonomy places the organism in Eukaryota, Viridiplantae, Streptophyta, Magnoliopsida, Brassicales, Brassicaceae. Bases 95 to 1684 code for a protein of 529 amino acids.
AAUAUAGAAUAUAGAUAAAGUACAUUUUCGAGGGAAAAUAUAGGAACUAAAAUACAUCGUGGAGAGACGACGAACGCAAAAAAAAAAAACGGACAUGGCGUCUUCAUCUUCCUCAUCGUCUUUCACGCUUCCCUCUCUGUUCUCCAUAGCCGUUCUGAUUCUAACUGUCUCAACCGCCGAAUCACUGAAAUCCCCGUUUCACCCUCUCGACCUCCUUCCACUCCUUCCCAAGCAAGUCUCGUGGCCGAUUCUCAAUUCCCUCUACGGCGCCGCCGAUCUGCUCCCCACUUUCAUCGGAACAGCGAGCCCAGGGAACGAUGACGUCAAGUGGAAAGGCGCUUGUUUCUACGAGAACACGGCUUAUUUGGAGUUUCAUAACAAGUCCGGCAGCGAGUUUGGUGGAGGCACGCUUCACAUUCAGGCGGAUAAAGCGCAUAGUUGGACUUGCAUGGAUCUCUAUGUCUUUGCAACUCCAUACCGCGUGACGUGGACUUGGUACUUCAUCUCACGAGCGCACACUGUGGAGUUCCCGGAGUGGGAUGGACUAGCCGAGUACGAAUAUGUUAAGAAUAAGGGAGUUUCGAUAUUCCUUAUGCACGCGGGGAUGUUAGGAACGCUUCAAGCGUUAUGGGAUGUUUUUCCUCUCUUUACUAAUACUGGUUGGGGGGAGAGCUCUAACCUCGCGUUUCUUGAGAAGCAUAUGGGAGCUAAGUUCGAAGCUCGUCCUGAACCGUGGGUCACAAACGUUACAACUGAUCAAAUCCAGUCUGGUGAUAUGUUAGCUAUUUCGAAGAUCCGUGGACGGUGGGGUGGUUUCGAGACUCUUGAGAAAUGGGUGAGCGGGGCGUACGCUGGUCAUUCCGCUGUCUGCUUGAGAGACUCCGAAGGGAAACUGUGGGUUGGUGAGUCUGGGAAUGAAAACGAGAAGGGAGAAGAUGUGAUAGCGAUCUUACCAUGGGAGGAAUGGUGGGAAUUUGAACUAACAAAGGAUGACGCGAAUCCUCAGAUCGCAUUGCUACCUUUGCAUCCCGAUGUUCGUGCUAAGUUCAACGUCACUGCUGCGUGGGAGUAUGCUCGGAGCAUGGAGGGUAAACCAUAUGGUUAUCAUAACUUGAUUUUUAGCUGGAUCGAUACUGUUACUGAGAACUACCCGCCUCCUCUCGAUUCUCAUCUUGUUGCGUCUUUCAUGACUGUUUGGAGCAAAAUGCAACCUGAUUAUGCUGCUAAUAUGUGGAAUGAAGCCUUGAACAAGCGACUCGGAACAAAGGGUCUUGAUCUUUCUGAUGUACUGGUGGAAGUAGAGAAGCGCGGGUCUUCUUUUGACAAAUUACUGGCAAUACCUGAACAAGACGAUUGGGUAUACAGCGAUGGUAAAUCGACCUCAUGCAUUGCUUUCAUCCUCGAAAUGUACAAAGAAGGUGGCCUAUUCGGCUCAUUGGCUGAUUCUGUUCAAGUCACAGAGUUCACGAUCAAAGAUGCUUACAUGCUCAACUUCUUCGAGACAAACGCAAGUAGACUUCCUAAAUGGUGCAAUGACAAUGACAGUGUGAAGCUUCCGUACUGUCAGAUACUUGGCAAGUACAGAAUGCAACUUCCUGGUUACAACACUAUGGAACCAUACACCCAUAUGAAUGAGCAAUGUCCAUCUCUGCCUCCAAAGUACAACAGACCAGAUAACUGCUAGAAACCAAUUGAAACUCUCAACUGUUUGUCUGUUUGUUAGGACACAAGUUUAAUGUAAUACCACGGUGAAAGCUGUUAACACAACUUUUAGUUUUAUCUGUUUGUAAAUAUAUAACUCAGGUCUGUAGCAUACUCUGAUACUACAGGUUAUGUAAUUGUUUGAAUUAUUAUGAGACACAAAAAGUAGGAAUGAAAAGAUUGAUCUCUUGAACAUAUAUCUCUUGGUUUAAAGAUUGAUCUUUUGAACAUUUCUCUUGGUUUAGGCCGGUUUAGGUCGGUUUAGUUUGGUUUCAAUCUCAUCUUCCUCCUUACUACUGUAGUAGUAGCAAAGGUUGGAACUUUCGAUUCAUUAGGACAGAUGAUGAUGGGCCAUGUCGUGGCCCGGACUCACCUGAUACUGUCUCGAAGUAACUUCGCCGAUAGCAUACGGUGUCAGGGCUUGAGGGUUUCAAAAAUGGAGUCGCAGCAGUCAAAGCGACCCACUUGCCCUUCUUGCGCUAAACCCACGCAGCUCUGCCUCUGCAACCGUAUCCGAUCUCCGCCUCUGGAUAACCAGGUGAGUGUUACUAUCCUUCAGCACAGCCUCGAGAGAAAACACGCUCUUAACUCAACUCGAAUCGCUAGGUUAGGGCUUAAGAACGUUACUGUCACCACCGUUUGCGAUGUCCAUGACGAGGCAGAGUUCUUGAUAAGAGUUAAAGGAGCCUCCUUGGAGCUUGUUGAUACCUCAAUGUUAGGUAGUGACAAUGUGGAUAAUGAAAGUUUGAAGCUUUAUCAACAAUUAGCUGACAAGAGAGGUUCUUGUGAAGACAAUUUGAUGAGAAUCUCUAUGAAGAAACGAGGUGUCAUCAGCAAUGUCUCCACGUCUUUGCUGGAAGAUGCUAGUUUCGAUGGAAUAUUGGCUUCUCCUGCAGCCAUGGAUGUGUUGGCAAAAGGGUUUGUGGUGACAAAGUUCUCGGAAGGGAAGGAAGAGUUUGAGCUGGAGGUUCCUCCUGGGUCAGCACUGUUGUUCCCUAGCGAAGGAUCUGUGAUGAUCAACGAUCUUAAAGAGAGAGAUUUAAAGGUAAGGAAUCUGAUCGUUCUCGAUGGGACGUGGUCCAAGGCGAGGAGAAUGUACGUUGAGAACCCGUGGCUGAAGCUUUUGAGUAGCCAUGUGAAGCUGGAAAUCGAAGGAGCGAGUUUGUACAGAGAAGUAAGGAGGCAGCCGAGAGAGGGGUGUUUGUCGACGAUAGAGAGUAUUGUACACGCGAUGAAGGAGAUGGGGGAAGAUACUGAAGGUUUGGAUAAUAUGUUGGAUGUUUUUGAAUCCAUGGUUGGAGAUCAAAGAAGAUGUAAAGAUGAGAACUUUGGAAAAAAUCUCUGAAAGCCAAUAUGAUAUUGUUAAAUUGUUUUCAGUUCCUUUGAUUAACUCUUCUAAUUUCUGGAAUGUUUUUUCUUUAACAUC